AUGCCCGCAAGCGAGCCAUCGAUAGUUUACGUAGUCGGACCAACGGCAGCGGGCAAGACCCGCCUGGGCAUUGAGCUUGCCCAAAGACUGAACGGGAAAAUAAUCAACGCCGACAGCCGCCAGGUUUACCGGUACAUGGAUAUUGGCACUGCCAAGCCAACCGCAGAAGAGCAACAACUGGCCUCUCACCAUCUCCUUGACCUUCAUUCUCCCGACCAGAAUUUCAGCUUGGGUGUCUUCUUGUCUCUUGCCAAAAAGACUGUUGCCGAGAUACAAGGGCAGGGAAAGCUGCCUAUAGUAGUCGGUGGGACAGGCCAGUACAUUUGGGCCCUGUUGGAAGGUUGGGACGUUCCAGAAGUCCCUCCCGACGAGGAAUUCCGAAAGAAGCUUGAGACCGAGGCAGCAGAAAUGGGCCACGAAGGGCUGCACCGCCUGCUUCAGUCUAUCGACCCUGAAAGAGCUUCGGAACUGGAUCCACGCAACAUUCGGCGGGUAAUACGUGCCCUUGAAAUCCAUCACUUAACCGGAACCAUGCCUUCCUCGUUCGGCAAGGCAACAGGAUUGGGACUCCCUGGUCCCAUCCUCGGCUUGACUAUGGAACGGGAAGACCUCUACGACCGCAUUGACCGGCGCGUCGACCAGAUGAUGCAACAGGGCUUCCUCCAGGAGGCAACGCUCCUGACCGAAAUGGGUUUCUGCCUCGGCAAGGGCCCUCUGGCAUGCCCUGGGUACCGCGAAUUAGGGCUGCACCUGGCCGGUGACAUUACGCUUGAAGAUGCCGUCCAACGCAUCAAGUUCCAGACCCACCGCCUGGCACGGCGCCAAUACUCCUGGUUCAAGCUGAGUGACCCGCGAAUUUCCUGGCUAAAUGGUGCUUCUGAGGACUUGUUCAGCGCGGCUGAACUUCAGACCUACAGCUAG
Geodia barretti is the source of this 921-nucleotide messenger RNA. NCBI's taxonomy places the organism in Eukaryota, Metazoa, Porifera, Demospongiae, Tetractinellida, Geodiidae. The record is from the annotation of a GenBank genome assembly.